CGCGCGCCCCGACAUCACGCGCCCAAUACGUGUCACGUUCGCGAUACACGCCGUCCGUUCGCACACGUGUGCCAAGUGCUAAGUGUUUUUGAGUGCCUAUUGCCGUGCCAGGCUCUGUACCACCUGUCCAAAUACCCAUUGAUUGACGACGCAGACUGGAAUUUUAAACGGAAAACAAAGGACUGUGUGUUUAGUUUGUUUGUUCGCCUGUCGUUGAAGGAAUUUCAUAUUGUGUUGUGACAGAUAAGUCACGUGCAAAGUGCGAUGGAAUGAAAUCUGAAUCAAUAUGAGCGGGUGCGAGGCGUGCGGCGGGUCGGCCCACUAGAGAUGCGCUCCAAGCAGCAGCCCAGACCCUCCUACCGCUGGCUCGGUGCGAACGAUAACGAAGAAUCGACCAGUCCUGAAGGCGGGGUGAAGGAGAUCAGAGAACGAGGGUCGGCGGGGUCCUUGUCCCCCGCCAGCCCGGAGUCCCCCACGACCCGCGCCUCGGGCUCCCCUGACGACCGCGACCUGGAGCACCGCAUACCGGCCACCUUCAUCCAGGACCCUCACGCUGAAAGGGACAGUCCGAGAUGUCUGUCGCGCGAGUCGUCGGGAGCCCCGCGCUGCCCCUCCAGCGACUCCGUGUACUCCGGCCGCAGCGCCCCCGGUCUGCCGCUGCCCGCUGCACUCCCCGCCGGCCUGCCUGCAGCGCUGCUGCCGCCGCACUCGGCCGCCGUGGCCGCCUACCUGGGGGCGGCGGCGGCGGCGGCCCAGCAGCGCCUCCUCAUGUCGUGCCACGAAGAACUCGCGGACGCCGAGCGCGCCGAAGCCGUGUUAGACUUCAGUACAAAACGAAGUGAGUCCCCCCAAGACGACGAUGACGCUGAUCCGGAUGACGCGGUCAACCUUAGUAAAAAUGAAAACGGUCCCUUAGACCUAUCCGUGGGCACCAGGAAACGGAGUCCAGUAGACUCUCCAUCGCCAGUCCCCAGUAGGAAAAAUUCUAGAUCCGCUGAAUUUAAGCCGAUCACAUCGCCUUGGUCGACGCCGGUCGCGCCGCAUCUCCCAUACUUCGCGGCUGCCGUGGCGGCAGCGAGCUUGUCGCCUAAAGGCGGCGUUCCGGGUGACUGGAAUGGAAAACUUAAGCAUGGUGCGCCGACGCCCAGCGACGCUACCAAGGCAUUAGAAAAAAUGAGUGAGCUAAGUAGGUUAGGGGGAGAAGAGCUAUUUAGAUCUGUUCAGAGCGCUGCGUUGGGUGCUGGCCUUACUCCUAACGCUGCGGCAAGGCACUCGGCUUGGCAGUCUCACUGGCUAAACAAGGGUGCGGAUCAGACUAAGGAUGUUUUAAAGUGUGUCUGGUGUAAGAAAAGCUUCAACUCCCUGGCGGAUCUUACUGUGCACAUGAAAGAGGCCAAGCAUUGUGGAGUUAAUGUACCAGUGCCUGCCGCCACCGGUGCGCCCAUUCCUCCAUCGCUGCAGCCACCAUCUAGUUCACCUUCCACACCUUCGCACAAUUCUUCCUCAUCUAGCAGUUCAUCUAAACCUAAUCAUAAUGAUCUGAAUAUGUUGAUUAAAGAAAACAUGCCAAUACCGAGAAAGUUAGUUCGCGGUCAAGAUGUAUGGUUAGGUAAGGGGGCAGAGCAAACUAGGCAGAUACUAAAAUGCAUGUGGUGUGCUGAAAGCUUCCGAUCUUUGGCUGAAAUGACAAGUCAUAUGCAAAGAACUCAACAUUAUACAAAUAUUAUUUCACAAGAGCAAAUUAUUUCUUGGAAGUCCUCUGACGAGUCUAAAGGUUCAAAUUCAAGUACAACCGGGACCAACUCCACAGCCCCACCGGCAACAGGUACAAGUAGUCACGUAAGCGCUGUUUUAACCUGCAAAGUUUGCGAUCAAGCGUUCAGCUCUCUGAAAGAGUUGAGCAAUCAUAUGGUGAAAAAUUCACAUUAUAAAGAACAUAUAAUGCGCUCAAUAACUGAAAGUGGCGGUCGACGACGUCAAACACGUGAAAAACGUAAAAAAUCUUUACCAGUUAGGAAACUGCUAGAACUGGAAAGAGCUCAACAUGAGUUUAAAAAUGGUGAAGGGAACGGUGUGUCCAUGGGGAAACAAAUACGUGAUUUUGGUACUGGAAGCCGUAUAACUUGUGAAAAAUGCGGUGAUAAAAUUGAGACUGCAUUAUUUGUAGAACACAUACGACAGUGCAUAGGCGCUCCCAUGUCAAAUAACCAAAGGAACUUUCUAAAGAGCGCUCUGCUGUCGAAUAAUAUUUUACCGCCUGAUGUACCCGGCCAUGUAACACCAAACAGUCGUGACGGACGAAAAAGUAUCAAUGAUGAAAUCCCGUCACCGGGUUCCAAUCAUCACAGAUCGCCUUCAUCUGUCAAUGAUUCUUCCCCAAAUUCCAAAGAUCCCAAUGCUAGCCACGAUAAAAGCUCAUCACCUUCAGUACUUAAUGCCAUUGAGCAACUAAUAGAGAAAAGCUUUGAUACACGGUCACGACAUUCAGUUCCCGGGAUGCCUGGUGGAGCAUCACAUGCACCUAUUGGUUCAAGCAUUCUUAAAAGAUUAGGUAUCGAUGAAAGUGUAGAUUACACGAAGCCCCUUGUAGACCCACAGACAAUGAACAUGCUUAGAAAUUAUCACCACCAGCAAGGCUACGGUAGGCGUGAACGAAGCGGCAGCGAAUCUAGUUCCAUGUCCGAGCGUGGAGGUAGUAGAGUAGAGUCCCUCACACCAGACAGAAAGUUAGAUUCAUAUCACAUGACUCCCCGAACUACUCCUGAUACUCGUGGUUCGCAAACACCCGCCUCUGAAGACAGGCCUACUCAGGCCUCUGAAAUUCGGAUAAAGAAAGAGGUAACUGAUGAAGAUGAGCGUGAGAAUGGUGUUGAUUUAAGCAAUCAGCACAUUCGGGUUAAAACAGAAUUAGGUGAUGAUGAGGAACCUGCGAGACCUAAUAGUUCGAUCGAUGAAGAUAUUAAGCCGCCUGUACCUAAAAGAGAAAGUGAGGGACCCAGUCCAGUUCCCAGUCCUCGUAGUCCAUCUAGUGACCGUUCCGCUCCAACUCCGGGUUCAGAUAGAAAACCUCCUUCGAGCUUAGGAGCCUUAUCGUCGAUGUUUGAUAAUUUAGCUGGCGGAACGUCGUCUGGUGAAGCCGGUUCAUCUAGACGAAGCGGUAGUCAUCCUCUGGCAGCGUUACAGAAGCUCUGCGACAAAACUGAAAAUAGUUCUAAUAGAGCUCCAGCCCCAGCGCCGUCCCCCGCUGGUCCGCCCAGCAUCCUGACCUUCAGCUGGGCGUGCAACGACGCUGUCGUAACUGAUUCUAUAAUGAAAUGCGCUUUAUGUGAUACACCAUUUAUUUCCAAAGGAGCCUACAGGCACCACCUUUCCAAAAUGCACUUUGUCAAAGACGGGGCCUUACCCGAGCCGGUGCCCAUGAAGGCUCCUGCGGCCGCGUCGUCGCCCGGUACUCACAAGAGUGGAGGGUCAAAUGCGGCGUCUCCGCAGGAUCCGCGUAGUCCCUCGCAAUCGUUCGACGAGAGUCCGCAUUCGAAGUUUCUAAAGUACACUGAGCUCGCCAAACAGUUAUCUAGCAAGUACGUGUAGAGUGUAGUCGAUGGUGACUGCCGGGCAGUGCGAUCUGACCAUACCAUAUCUUUCUACUAUUAACCUUACUAGGGCCAUAGGUCGCGACGCGACGCUAAGUAUUUCAAAAUUUUGCCAAUUUAAUUAUUUAGGUAAUCAUUAGAGAUCGCCGCGUAGUACGGUUAGUGUAAUUAUUGUAGCGACAUAAGUAUACGCCAAACGUCUUACGUUCAUUAUUAAGCUAUAAGAAAAUAUUUUUAAAAUAUUGCCUUUAGGUGAAGAGGUUGUCGCGGUCGGAAGGUUAUAUCUUCCACGGUUUGUUGUAAUUCCAUUUCGAUACAUGUAAAUAUUACUCAAAUUAAGUCUUGAAGUUUAGAUUCGAUCUCUUGUAAAUGUAUAUUUUUUGCUAAUAAUUAAUCUAAAUUGAACGAACCCCGCUUGCCCCUGCGCCCGUGGGUGUCGUAUUCGUCGUCAGCCGUGACAUGUCUGUCAGUAUUUACAUUCGUUGCAAUAUCAAUUUGUGUUACUUAAUUAAUGUGUAAAUCAGAGUUAGGGCUAAUGUUUUUUCUUACCUUUGUUCUUUGUAUAUUUUGAAGUUUGUUUUCGUAUAAUUCUUUUUGAAAUCCGUCGAUUAAUGUAAUCUCGGAGAUUCAAUCUCACGGUUCGAUUGAUUUUGUAAAUAAACCACGACACUAAUCGUCACAACAUGCAAUAUUAAAAUCUCCUUAGUGUAAAUUCGAUCUAAGUAUUGUCUCCUCGCGGGAUUGCUAUUUAUUAUUUUAGAAUAUAAGUAUUAUUAGGAAAACCAUAAGUGAAAUCUUGUAUACCAUGGUAACAGCGCAUUAUACGGUUGUCCGAAAUUAUAUUUAAAAUUAUUAUAAAGUGAUAUGUUACUAAAUAUGUUUUCUUUGAGGACAAUUACAUUCGUAUACGUAUUGUGAGAUUAUCUUCCAAUUUUGGCAACAGUUAUACGACUAUGUAUAUACGGUAUUUGGAGUGAAAACUCUUUUAUAUUUAAUAAUAUCAUAAACGUGUAAGUUAUAGAGCGAUAUCAAUUUAUGCAACGCGAUGUGUUGUCGUAAGCGCCACAUGCAUGGGUUCUUCGAGUUGUCGGUUUAUCAAACGUCGAAGGACCAAUGGCCAUGGCGAUCGCGUCUGCAUCCAUUAUUUAUAUAUAAAUCAAGACAAAAUAAUGUAUACGCUAGCUCUGAUGAGGUUCUAUGCUCAUUCCUGUGUUGAAAUAUUCAUUUUACCAAAUUAGUAUCUUAUUUUAUAUUUUAUGUUGUAUUUCAAAAUGCAAUUAAAAGCUCAAAGAAAUAUAUAUGUUAAAUACA
Molecule: messenger RNA, 4901 nt
Organism: Leptidea sinapis
Lineage: Eukaryota; Metazoa; Arthropoda; Insecta; Lepidoptera; Pieridae
Gene: tio
Product: protein tiptop
Exons: 5
Coding region: 328-3588 (1086 amino acids)
Biological process (GO): regulation of transcription by RNA polymerase II
Cellular component (GO): nucleus
Molecular function (GO): DNA-binding transcription factor activity, RNA polymerase II-specific; DNA binding
Source: RefSeq, a predicted model, not a curated record